Rosa chinensis is the source of this 1112-nucleotide messenger RNA. RefSeq names its product NDR1/HIN1-like protein 1. Gene Ontology annotation, biological process: defense response to other organism. The transcript has a single exon. The record is from RefSeq and is a predicted model, not a curated record. The coding region runs from base 137 to 769 and encodes 210 amino acids. NCBI's taxonomy places the organism in Eukaryota, Viridiplantae, Streptophyta, Magnoliopsida, Rosales, Rosaceae.
GUAACAACCCCCCGUCUAUAAUAUAUACCCCCAAACCAAACUUGGCCACAGUCAACUGCUCGCAAUAACCGGAGCUAGCUAGAAACCACUCCCUCUCCCUCUGUUUAAACUUCCAGUACAGUCCUCCUCCACCACCAUGUCUUCAAAAGACUGCGGCAACCACGGCCACAAAAAGAGGAGAGAGAGAAUCCGCCGCUGCUGCGCUGGGCUCCUCAUCUUCAACUUCAUCCUCCUCGUCACCAUCCUCAUCAUCUGGGCCAUCCUCCAGCCGUCCAAGCCCCGGUUCAUCCUCCAGGACGUCACCGUCUACAACUUCAACAACACCGUCCCCAACGUCUUCUCCUCCAGCUUCCAGGUCACCAUCUCCUCUCGCAACCCCAACGAGAAGCUCGGAAUCUACUACGACAAGCUCGACGUCUAUGCCACCUACCGCGCCCAGCAGAUCACCUUCUCAACCCUAAUCCCGCCCACUUACCAAGGCCACAAGGACGUCAACAUCUGGUCGCCCUUCAUCUACGGCACCAACGUCCCCAUCGCUCCCUACAACUCCAUUGCUCUCGGACAGGACCAGGCCGCCGGCACCGUACUUUUGUUGAUCAAGAUUGACGGGCGGGUGAGAUGGAAGAUUGGAACAUUUAUCACCGGGAAGUACCAUCUCUAUGUGAGAUGUCCGGCUUUCAUAACUUUGGGAGCCAAGACUACCGGAAUUGUGGUUGGAGAAAACGCUGUCAAGUACCAGCUGGUCCAGCGAUGCAAGGUUAGCGUAUGAUGAAGGAUUCAUGAUCGAAGAGCAAUUUAUGAGGAUCGGACAAUCACAAUUGCCGUUGAUUAUUGCUCUGACGCCGUUAGUUCCUUCUCUAUGAUUAAUUUUCCAGUAAUUUUAAUUUUCUGUUGAUUAAUUUAGCUUCAUCGAACUGUGUGUGUAUUCGAAUUACAUAUACGCGGGGCCUUUGAAAUUUGUACAUUUUGCUAUAGAAUAAAAUGGAGAUUAUGAUGAAAGAUACAUGAGACGUAUAGCAAAAUUGUAGUCGGUGGCACUCAAUUAUGAGCUUAAGAUGUAUAAUUUUAUAUAAAUACCUAUUAUUUUUCAAUAAUCAUGCAUUUUGGAUUCA